Messenger RNA from Dama dama (fallow deer), 936 nucleotides. Its product is annotated as olfactory receptor 5M5-like. Gene Ontology annotation, biological process: G protein-coupled receptor signaling pathway; sensory perception of smell. NCBI's taxonomy places the organism in Eukaryota, Metazoa, Chordata, Mammalia, Artiodactyla, Cervidae. Gene Ontology annotation, cellular component: membrane. Gene Ontology annotation, molecular function: G protein-coupled receptor activity; odorant binding; olfactory receptor activity. The record is from RefSeq and is a predicted model, not a curated record. The transcript has a single exon. Bases 1 to 936 code for a protein of 311 amino acids.
AUGGCAAGAGGCAACCAUACCACAGUGACAGAAUUUGUCCUCAUGGGAUUCACAGACUGUCCCAAGCUUCAGCUUCCUCUCUUUGUGGUGUUUCUGGUCAUUUAUCUCAUCACCGUGGUGGGAAACCUUGGCCUGAUCCUGCUCAUCAGGAUGGAUUCCAGGCUCCACACCCCCAUGUACUAUUUCCUCAGCCACCUGGCUUUCAUUGAUCUUUGUUACUCCUCUUCCAUUGGACCCAAGAUGCUGCAAAAUUUAUUGGUGAAGAAAAAAACCAUCUCCUUUUCAGGCUGCUUUGCCCAACUCUACUUCUCCAGUGCUUUUGCCACCACCGAAUGCUUCCUCUUGGCCACAAUGGCCUAUGACCGCUACAUGGCCAUCUGCAAUCCCUUGAUUUACACAGCCAUUAUGACUCAGAGGGUCUGCAAGGAGUUGGCGAUCGGGGUCUACACCUAUGGUUUCCUAAACUCUGUGAUACAGACAGUUCUUACUUUCCAGCUGUCUUUCUGUGACUCCAACAUCAUCCACCAUUUCUAUUGUGCUGACCCCCCUCUCCUUGCCCUCUCCUGCUCCGACACCCACAGCAAAGAAAAGCAGCUCUUGAUCUUCUCUGCAGUGAAUCUCACUGGAUCCCUCCUGACUGUCCUCAUCUCCUACAUUUGCAUCCUCUUUUCCAUUAUAAAAAUCCAGUCUUCAGAAGGCAAGUGCAAAGCAUUUUCUACCUGUGCCUCCCACCUCACUGUGGUCAUCAUUUUCUAUGGAACACUAUUUUUCAUGUACCUAAGGCAACCUAAAGCAAGGAAUCCAUGGAAGUACAACAAAGUGGUCUCCGUGUUUUAUAGUCUUAUAAUUCCCAUGCUCAAUCCCCUAAUUUAUAGCUUGAGGAACACAGAAGUAAAGAACACCCUGAGGAAGAUGCUGGAGGGCAAGGAAUCAUAG